This is a messenger RNA of Drosophila grimshawi, 1345 nucleotides long. Its product is annotated as protein YIPF1. The transcript is spliced from 4 exons. Bases 142 to 1194 code for a protein of 350 amino acids. Gene Ontology annotation, molecular function: small GTPase binding. Gene Ontology annotation, biological process: vesicle-mediated transport. The record is from RefSeq and is a predicted model, not a curated record. Lineage: Eukaryota; Metazoa; Arthropoda; Insecta; Diptera; Drosophilidae. Gene Ontology annotation, cellular component: Golgi apparatus; membrane.
CGCGCCAGCGCCAAGUAAACAGCUGACGUAUGAGAGUAAAAAAAAAUAAAAAUUUAGAAUAGAAGCAUUGAAACGAAAAAUCAACAAACUUUUAGUGCGUUAAAUAGGUGUAAUAAGCGAAAAAAUACAUAUUGAAACGUGAUGGAAACGCCGACCGCUGAUGAUUUGCUACAAUUUCGGGAUUACAGCGCCACGAACAGCGGCAGCACCCCAGCCCAAAUCAAUGUUAAUUCGCCAACGCAUGCCGGACUCAGCGGUGGCGGAAUGGGAGGGGGACAGCGUCAACGUGGUGAUCCCCUAGCCGAUCUUAUCUAUGAUAUGAGCAGCACCGCCCAAACAAUGAUUGGCGGCGGUGGCACUGCUCCUGGUGAUCAAGCUGAAGCUGGCGCUGGAGGUGGAACUGGUGGCGGUGGUGCACGCUUAUCAUUUCUAACCAUCGAGUACUAUCAGCAGUUCUUCAAUGUGGACACGUACAUGGUGCUGGAGCGCAUCGUCAACUCAAUGAUACCAAAACGGGCCGCUGCCAACUAUUUGCGCAUGAACAUUGGCGAAAAUCCCGAUUUAUAUGGACCCUUCUGGAUAACCAUAACGCUGAUCUUCUCAAUAGCGAUAAGUGGGAAUAUUGCCAGCUAUUUGCAGCAGGCGAGCGACAGCUAUCACUGGCAUUAUAAUUUCCAUUUGGUUUCGUAUGCAGCCAGUUGCAUUUUCCUCUAUGCCAACAUUUUGCCAGCCAUCCUUUGGGCCCUGUUCAAAUACAGCCUCAAGCCGGUCGAUGAUGCGGAUGCUGUUGAAACGGAUAGCGCCAGCUACACGCCCAGCUUGUUGUCGCUGAUGUGCAUCUACGGCUACAGCCUGGCCAUCUACAUACCAGUCUCCAUUCUUUGGGUCAUCAAUAUAUCGUUGCUACAGUGGCUGCUGGUUAUCACGGCCGCAAUGCUGUCGGGCACAGUGCUGAUUGCCGUCUUAACACCGGCGCUGCGUAAUUCACAGUAUUCGCUAUUCCUCAUUAUUGGUAUACUCGGUGCCCAUAUUGUGCUCGCCGCCGGCUUUCUCCUCUACUUCUUUCACAAUCCGACGGAUGUGGCGGCGAAACUCGUCGCGCCGACGCCUUUUCCGUUAGCCCAUCAGCCACAGCCACAGUUGUCCACGCAGGUGGUGGCAGGCGAUCUGCCGCCAGUCAAACAAACGAAUUAACCGGCUAAACGAUGACGGCCCCAUUCCAUUUGAUAUAUAUAUAUAUAUCUGAUGUACAUUAGGUUCCACACAUAUAUAUUUUAUAAUAUCUUUUCUUCUUGACACCAGCUGCUGUAAUUUAAAAUAAAUUAAAUAAAAUAAAUAAAUAAUA